CCCACAGCACCUGGUAUUGGCUCCUGGGGCCCAGGAACGGGGCGUGGCCGCCCCCCUCAGGGGAUAUAGGGCCAGGGAGCAAAGAGACGGGGCGACUACCUGGGAGGCCAGAUGACCGCAGUGAUACUGCUCGUCUCCCUGCUUGCAGGGGCAGCUGCCCUGGCCCUGCCGGGGGAACCCCCUGAGUGCCUGCAGGGCCCUGAGUUUUGGUGCCGGGACAUGGCCACAGCAAUCCAGUGCAGCCAGCUGCAGUUUUGCCUGGAGUACGACUGGGACGAGCUGCCCGAGGGCGCUGACGAACGGCAACCCCUGGUGAGGUGCUUCGUGUGCAAAAAGGUCAUCAGCAAGCUGAAGAGAAUGGUGUCCAACACGCACAACAUGAGCAGCGUGGCAAUGGCCAUAAAGAAGAUCUGCUCCACCAUCAUCCCCGGCUGGGCAGGCAAGUGCCACCGGGUGGUGGAUAAGUACGUGCAGCCCAUCGAGGACGGGCUGGGCAAGAACGAGGAGCCCGGCAAAAUCUGCACCUCCAUCAGCAUGUGCAAGAGCCCGGGCCACCCAGGGUGGCAGGAUCCUGGCCUGCACCGGGCCCCGGCUGCAGAGAGCCUGGUGGAUGCCUCGGGACCGUGACGCCCUCUGCCAGAUGGCGCCUGAGCUCUGGGUGGCCAGGGCAGAGCGGAGCCCCUGCAGCGCCCGUAGCCCUGGCCAGGAGGGGCUGCCCCCAGCUGUGACACCCGGCCGGGAACCUGCCUUUGCUGCCCGGCCUUUCAAUAAAGCUUCUGCCUGCAUGCAAA
Chelonia mydas (Green sea turtle) is the source of this 791-nucleotide messenger RNA. RefSeq names its product prosaposin. Gene Ontology annotation, cellular component: cytolytic granule. The record is from RefSeq and is a predicted model, not a curated record. NCBI's taxonomy places the organism in Eukaryota, Metazoa, Chordata, Testudines, Cheloniidae. Gene Ontology annotation, biological process: antimicrobial humoral immune response mediated by antimicrobial peptide; defense response to bacterium; killing of cells of another organism. The transcript is spliced from 6 exons. The coding region runs from base 112 to 627 and encodes 171 amino acids.